AUGAAUAAGUUUUUAUUGCUCUCCUUAAUUAUUUCAAUUUCUUUAGCUUCUCUUGAUGAUUAAGAUCUCAUCUAGAAAUAUUCAAUCAAAAUUCAUGAAAGAGGCAGCAAUUCUAAUUAUCCAGAGAAGGGUGACACAGUAAAGGUUCAUUAUACUGUAUUAUUGUAUAUAUACAUUAGGGUAAAUUACUUGAUGGCACUAAAUUUGAUAGUAGCAAGGAUAGAAAUUAACCAUUUGAAUUUAAAGUAGGAAUUGGUUAAGUCAUUAAAUGUUGGGAUGAGGUUGUUUUAAAUUUAACACUUGGUGAUAAAGUUACAGUUAUAUGCCCAUCUGCCACAGCAUAUGGAAACAGAGGAGCAGGUAGAGUCAUUCCACCAAAUUCAGAUUUAUAAUUUGACAUUGAAAUGCUUGGAUUUAGAGAUUAAGAAUUAUGAGC
Paramecium pentaurelia is the source of this 436-nucleotide messenger RNA. Lineage: Eukaryota; Ciliophora; Oligohymenophorea; Peniculida; Parameciidae. The record is from the annotation of a GenBank genome assembly.